Melozone crissalis (California towhee) is the source of this 2259-nucleotide messenger RNA. RefSeq names its product methanethiol oxidase-like. The coding region runs from base 1 to 2259 and encodes 752 amino acids. Gene Ontology annotation, molecular function: selenium binding. Lineage: Eukaryota; Metazoa; Chordata; Aves; Passeriformes; Passerellidae. The transcript has 12 exons. The record is from RefSeq and is a predicted model, not a curated record.
AUGCUUCCAGCCCCAAUUGCCAGAGCCGAGCUCCCCAAAUCCCCCUUGUCCCCCGCUGACCCCAGGUCCCCAUCCAGAGGCGCCACCCAUGGAGGCCGCCCCGUGUCCUGCCCUGGCUGCAGCUGCCCCAGGGGGGCUCGGGGGGCAUUUCCUGAGGGCCCCCGGUGUCCCCUGGGUCUGUCCCCGUCCCCGGGCGCAUCCCGCUGUCCCCGAGACCAUCCCGGUGUCCCCGAGCCCGUCCCCGUGUCCCUGAGCCCGUCCCGCUGUCCCCGAGCCCGUCCCGGUGUCCCCGGGCUCCCAAACUCCCGUCCCCGGCAGAGCCCGCUCGGGGACCCUGCGGGGCCAACGGGGACCCCCGGGAGCCCCGGGCUGGCGCUGGGCUCGGGGUGCCCCUGUCGGGAGCAGGAGCGGUUUGGGGGUGCCCGGGCCGGGCCGGGGGCGCUGCGGGCGCUGCAGCCGCUCCGUGCGGGGCGAGGCGGGCUCGGCCGGGGCCGGCCCCGGGCUUUGAGGCUUCGGGAGCUGCAGCGAGCAGCAGAUUUGGGCGCAGAUUGGCGGCGGGGAGGAGGAAAGAAGCCGCAGCGCGGGGCCGGCCCCUCCCAAGCGCUGGGCAGCCCCUCCCUGGGCUUGGCCGCGCUCCCGCCGGCCCUCGGCGGGGAUAAAAGGCCCCCGGGAGCAGCCAGGGCACGGCACAGCCGCUCCAGCCCCGAGACAGCAGCAGCUGCCCCUCAGCUCCGGCUCCUUCGUCCGCCGCCAGCGCCGCGACCCCCAGAGCUGCAGCCAUGGGUAAGGGACCCCCGCGGCUGCCGCCGAGCCCCGGGCCCGCAGCGCCGGCCCGAGACCGACAGAUGCAGAGCUCCGUGCUACGAGUACCCCUCGUGCCCCGACGCGCUGAAAGCCCCGCGGGAGGAGGUCGCCUACGUGACCUGCACCUACAGGAGCACCGGCAUCGAGCAGCCCGAUUUCCUGGCCACCGUGGACCUCAACCCGCGCUCCUGCCACUACGGCCAGGUGAUCCACCGGCUGCCCAUGCCCAACCUCAAGGACGAGCUGCACUGCGCGGGCUGGGGCCCCGCCUGCGGCUGCUUCGACGGCGGUGCCGCGGCCAAAAGGACCAAGCUGGUGCUGCCGUGCCUCAUCUCCUCCCGCAUCUACGUCGUGGAUGUGGGCUCCCAGUGCCGGGCGCCGCGCAUCUGCAAGAUGAUCGAGCCCGUGGAUGUGUUCUGGAAGUGCAACAAGGGCUACCUGUCCGUCACCCACCCCCUGCCCAACGGCGACGUCCUGGUGGCCAACAUGGGCGACGCCGCUGGCCACGGCAAAGGUGGCUUCGUGGUGCUGGACGGAGAGACCUUCGAGCUGAAGGGCAACUGGGAGAACGAGUGUGAGGCUCCCCCGACCGGGCACGACUUCUGGUACCAGGCCCGGCACAACGUCCUGGUCAGCUCGGCCGGGAUGGUGCCCAGAGUGGCCGGGCGCGGCUUCAACCCCGAUGACCUCAAGAAAGGGGUCUUCGGCCGCCGCCUGAACGUGUGGAACCUGUCGUGCCGCAGCCUGACGCAGUGCUUCGACCUGGGCGAGGAUUCUCUGCCCAUGACCGUGCGCUUCCUGCACAACCCCGAGGCCGCCGAGGGCUACGUGGGCUGUGCCCUGAGCGGGGCCAUUUUCCGCUUCUACAAAUCCUGCGAGAGAGACAACUGGGCCGUGGAGGAGGUGAUCCGGAUCCCGGCCAAGGACGUGUCGGGCUGGAUCAUGCCCAAGAUGCCGGCCUUCAUCGUGGACCUCGUCAUCAGCCAGGACGACCGGUUCCUGUACGUGUGCAAUUGGCUGCACGGGGACAUCCGGCAGUACGAGCUGUCGCGGAGCUGCAAGCCGCGGCUGGUGGGGCAGGUGUUCGUGGGGGGCAGCAUCCUGCGAGGGGGCCCCGUGACCGUGUGCAGGGACGAGGAGCUCAAGUGCCAGCCCGAGCCGCUGGUGGUCAAGUGCAAGCGCGUGUACGGCGGCCCCGCCGCGCUGCAGCUGAGCCUGGACGGGAAGCGGCUCUACGUGACCAACUCCUUCUACAGCACCUGGGACCGGCAGUUCUACCCCAGCCUGAUCAAGGAGGGCUCGGUGAUGCUGCAGCUCGACGUGGACACGGAGAAGGGCGGCCUGAGCGUCAACAAGAACUUCCUGGUGGAUUUCGGCAAGGAGCCCAACGGGCCGUGCCUGGCGCACCAGAUCCGCCUCCCCGGCGGCGAUGCCAAAUCCGUGACCCUGCCCUGA